Messenger RNA from Coturnix japonica (Japanese quail), 2723 nucleotides. The record is from RefSeq and is a predicted model, not a curated record. NCBI's taxonomy places the organism in Eukaryota, Metazoa, Chordata, Aves, Galliformes, Phasianidae.
GAGGCAUCAGUGAGCGCGUCCUCCGGCCGCUAGGGGCGGACUGCAGCUCCCGAAGGGCUUCGGGCUCAGAGGGCGGCUGGUCUCGCUUCCCGCUCCGGCUCAACCCCGACGGUGCCACGGGAGCCGAUGGAGGGCGCCGAGGCGCAGGUGCGGUGCCCCGUGUGCCUGCGGGAGCUGCCGGCCGCGCUCAUCAACUCGCACCUGGACCACUGCUUGCAGGCCGCGGAUGGCGAGGCGACGCGGGGCCGCUCACCCCCUUCCAAGAAGCCGCGCCUCGCUUCCGCCGAGCAGAGCGGCCAGGCGGAGGAGCAACCCGAUGAGGCCCGCCCGGCGGCCGCCCCCGUUUUCUCCCUGUUCCACAAGAGCCCGGGAGCCCCCGGCGGGAGAAGCGGGGCCGGGCGGGGAGAUGCCGCCGAGCGGCCGGAGGAGGGCGGCGGGCCUACGUUGCGCGGGGCGAACGUGGCGCAGCGGCUGGAGGGGCAGCCCCUGGCAGACAGGCUGCGGCCGGACACGCUGCGGGACUACGUGGGGCAGGAGCGAGUGCUGGGCGCCCACACCAUGCUGCGGUCCCUGCUGGAGUCACACGAGAUCCCCUCCAUCAUCCUUUGGGGACCGCCGGGUUGCGGCAAGGUGAGUGCCUGCCCCAUCACGCCUCAGGGCAUUGGACUUUGCCUGGCUUCGUUUUCGAGGCUGGUGGACUCCAAAGGAGGAGCUCCCAUGUCUGUGCUCACUUUUUUUCCCGGUCUGUUACAUUGUUUUCUGUGGUGACCGUCCACAGAGCACUUAGAUCACAAAAACUGCAGUUUACUUCUAAAAUAAAACAUGACCUGCACCCAUCAUCCCUAUUCCCUGCAGUUUGGACUUUGAUUACACAGGCCAGAUUAGGUUCAUUGCAGCCAAUGGGCUUCUAGUAAACUCCUAAUCCACUAAAUAAAUGUAGAAGCAAAGAAGCUUGAAAGCAGCAACAGGAUGGAAUCAUAGAGUUUGAUUUGGAAAGGUCCCUUAAAGUCCAUCUAGUCCAACUUCCCUGCAGAGAACAGGGGCAUCUACUGUGAGAUAAGGUUGUGCAGGGCCCUGUCCAGCCUGACCUUGAGUGUCUCCAGGAGUGAGACACCCCCCACCUAUCUGAGCAAUCUAUGCCAGUGCUUCACUACCCAUGGUAAUAAAAAAUGUCUUCCUUAUUAUCCAAAUGGCUUUGAAAUGAAGGAGGCUUACAAAAGCAUAGCUUGCAAAUGUGGGUUUGCUUUAGCCCAAAAACUCUGUCUCCUGAUAGAAAAAGACUUCAGUGUGUAAGGCAGCCAGCAGUGUGGCUCUGCUAGGUACCCAUCCACAUUCAAACACAUGAGCCACUAUUAAUGGAUCUUCAAGUUGCAUGUCCUGACUGCUGCACUCUCAUGUCCCGUGUCUCUUAAGAUACCCAGGACAAAUACUGGUAAAACCCCAAAAGGCACAGGAGUGCAGCAUGGCAGUGAAGGGAUCCACAACUAGAGAGAGUGAAGGACCAAAUGAAUGCCUUGAGUGUGUUCACUCAAGGAUCUCAGGUUGUCAUUUGCCUUGUAUUUCAGAUUGGGUUGAGGGGGGAGGAGGGAAGCUAGGCAAGCAGAGUACAUGCUCUGUCAGUCUAAUGUGUGCUCAGCUUUAAGUUUGACAUAUUACAGUCACGUGAGUGUCUUGGCUGUGCAUAAAAGCAAAUGUGGGUUAUGUGAAAUAAUGACUAAUGAAUUAGUGGUAGCAGAGGAGUUAAGAACAAAUCGCUACCCUGUCAUUUUUGAAGAUAAAAAGUGACUUAGUGUGCGUGAUGUUUGUAUAAUAAUACCAGUUAAUCACAAUUAAUAAGGAGCAGGUAUAAGAAUGGAUGAUAAAUGGAUUAAUACUGUUAGUAAUUAUGUUGUUCAUACUACACAACACACAACUGAAAAGAACCAGCUGUUGAAUGUACACAGUUGCUACUUCCUUUAAAACAGCGAGGUAAUGUCAGAAAGAAACCAGUAAAUGAGGUAAAGGAGCUAUUGGAGUGAGUCCAGGGGAGAACCAUGAUCAGGGGGCUGGAGCACCUCUCUUAUGAAGAAAGAUGGAGGGAGUUGGGCUUGUUCAGUUUGGAGAAGAGAAGGUGCUGGGAAAGUCUCAUUGCAGCCUUCCAGUACUUGUAGAGAGCUUAAAACAGGAGGGGGAAUUAACUUUUAGAAUAGUUCAGUAGUGGUACAACAAGGAGGAAUGGUUUUAAACUAAAAGAGAGAGAAUUUAGGUUAGAUGUUGGAAGGAAACAAUUUACUCAUUGAGUGGUGAGGCGCUGACACAGCUGCCUGGAGAAGCUGGUCACAUUCAGUGUCUGGAUGACAACCGAGCUCAGUGGACGUCGAGUUGUGUUCUGCUGAGACUAUACAUUUUUUGAAUGGCUGUGUUAAAGCUUGUUGGUGAGGUGCUGACAGCUCACUGUUGUGCUCCAGGUCUACUUUUGGAGCCUCCUGUGUUGCUGAGAUUGUUUUUGGAUGCUAGGUGAUCUGUUUCGUGUCAUGUCGCUUUCCCUCUCUCAUGACGUACCUUCCUCAUUCAUACACCUUGAGUGCUGUUGUAUGUACUAAACUUGCUUCUCGGUGAGCUUAAAUUCUGCUGCUGAUCAUGCUUGCCUUGUGACUUGCAUAAGGACUGUCCUAUUUGAGUUGUGGCUGAAUUGAUGCUGUCUCCAGCAAAGUGGUUUUUGAGGCUUCUCUCUUUCAGCUAGC